AUGAAAAAAUGGUCAAUCUUUAUUGAAAUAAAGUAUUCUUUUAUAUUUGCAGGAUAUAAAGAAAAGUAUUAUUAUUGGGAAUUUGCUAAAUUAAUUUAUAAAUCUAUUCUAAUUUUGGUAGCGACUUUACUUCAACAGAAUUCUUUCUUAAAAGUAAGUUAUUAAUUGCUUUAAAAAAUAAAUACAAAUCAAUUUAAAUUAGAUUUAAUACCUCUUUUUAUUUACAAAACGAAUAAAUAUACUCAUCAAACUUUAAAAUAAAAAUAGUUGAGCAUGCUAAAUGCUGUUAUCUUAUUCUAGAUUUAUAUAAUAUUUAAGACUAAGCCUUUUGCAAUUUAGAAUUUCAACAAUUUAUUAUCAAAAUCAGCAAUUUUAUGUGCUUCAUCCCUAAAUUUAACUUAGAUUAUUGCGAAUGUUCCAAAUAUGCAUUUUGUAUUAGAAGCUAUUUUAAUUGCAUUAUUAAUUUUUUCUAAUCUUUAAUUUAUAACUUAAUUGGUGAUUGGAAUAUGUCUAGUUACUAUAUAAAAUAACAAAUAAAAAAGAAGUAGAAUCUAAAAUUGUUUCCUAUAUUUUGUAUCAAAAUAUCCUUCAUUAUUUGAAAACAUUCAGAUUUAAUAAAGCUAAAUUAAAGUAAGCUCUCUUUUGAAAAUAAAAUUAGUCAAAAAUAAAGUUAAACAUUUAGUUGAAUACUUUAAACAAUAUAGCUUCUUCAAUUAAGAAUCUUUAUAAUAGCAUUUUCAUCUCUAAAGAACUUAAAUCCUUUCUUCUCCUAAAUUAGAGCAACAGUAGUAAGCCAGUAAAUUUACUUUGUUUUCUAAUAAUGAAAUUAUAAUUGGGUAGCAUAAAAAAGUAAAUUCUUUCAAGAGUAUGAGAGAAAAAUGGUCAUACUAUACAAGAAAAACGAAAGAAAGUCCAAUAAGUAUAAAUUAAUUAGAUAGUUAAGAUAAAAUCUAGAAUACACACAAAGAAAUAACUCUUAGUGAAACUGGAAAUAUGUAAAAUUAUACUUAUAAUGAUGAAUUUGGAGUAUAAAUAACAAGUGAUCAUAAGUUAAAUAAAAAUUUUAAUUAAUAUUUGACUAAAAAAUAAUGA
This is a messenger RNA of Tetrahymena thermophila SB210, 1092 nucleotides long. Its product is annotated as transmembrane protein, putative. Lineage: Eukaryota; Ciliophora; Oligohymenophorea; Hymenostomatida; Tetrahymenidae. The record is from RefSeq and is a predicted model, not a curated record. The transcript has 2 exons.